Messenger RNA from Daldinia caldariorum, 1177 nucleotides. Its product is annotated as Longin-like domain-containing protein. The record is from RefSeq and is a predicted model, not a curated record. Gene Ontology annotation, cellular component: ER to Golgi transport vesicle membrane; endoplasmic reticulum-Golgi intermediate compartment; endoplasmic reticulum membrane. NCBI's taxonomy places the organism in Eukaryota, Fungi, Ascomycota, Sordariomycetes, Xylariales, Hypoxylaceae. The transcript has 4 exons. Gene Ontology annotation, biological process: retrograde vesicle-mediated transport, Golgi to endoplasmic reticulum; endoplasmic reticulum to Golgi vesicle-mediated transport; vesicle fusion with Golgi apparatus. Gene Ontology annotation, molecular function: SNAP receptor activity. Bases 152 to 760 code for a protein of 202 amino acids.
AAGACACGUAAACUACAUACCUAGCUCUUCCCUCCCCCUUUGACGCUAUCUACCUCUCCAGUAGCUACCAAAAAACACCAAGCAAUCACAUCAUCUAAAAGAUGAUCAGGUCAACACAGAUAGCCCGAUUGGGCGACGCAAUUCAGGCUUGAUGCUCUGCGCAUCCGUUGAUGAUGAACCGUCAGAAUCCUCCCUCUCCGAAGUCAAGUCGCAAACGAAAAUCAUACUACGACGACUAAACCGCAACGCCGAACCCCAAGCCAGCAUCGAAAGCGGCAACUACACAAUCCACUACCUCAUCGCCAACGACAUAAUCUACAUCUGCAUCAGCGAGCGGUCGUACCCGCGCAAGCUAGCCUUCACGUACCUCUCGGACCUGUCGGCGGAAUUCUCGCAGACGCACCCGGCGCACCAGCUGCACUCGCCGUCGCUGCGGCCGUACGCGUUCAUGGACUUCGACACCUUCAUCGCGCGCACCAAGGCGCUGUACGCCGACGCCCGCGCCGCCCAGGGCCUCGGCCGCCUCAACGACGAGCUGCGCGACGUCACCAAGGUCAUGACCAAGAACAUCGAGGACCUGCUCUACCGCGGCGACAGCCUCGAGCGCAUGGGCGAGAUGAGCUCCCGCCUGCGCGACGACAGCCGCAAGUACAGGCGCGCCGCCGUCAAGAUCAACUGGGACCUGCUCAUCAAGCAGUACGCCCCCAUCGGCGUGUUCGGCCUGAUCGUCCUAGUCUUCGUCUGGCUUCGGUUCUUCUGAUGGAGUCUGUCAUGGAAUCGGUUACCGGUGGCUGGCUGGCUGGCUGGCUAGUGAGGAAAGGAGAGUAAGAAACGAGAAACGAGAAACUAGGUACGUAGAGUCCUAGACCGACUUAUGUGUAUACAUACAUACAUGCAUACCUGCACAUACAUACCUCAUACGCAGACAUGUAUCAACCAACGAAGCAGUAUGAGAGAGAGGGUUAGGGGGUGGAGCGAGUACGAGUUCGAUGAUCAAAAAUGCAUCGAUUGAACUCAAUUCAAGUAGUGCAGUAGCUUUAGAUACCUUUACUACACCGUUCAGGGGAGUCUUGAUGAGAAUAGCUCCCUAACGAACAUAUAGUCUUAAUAUCCAAACUAAUCAGACCAACUCUAGAGAACUCUCUAACUUAUGAAACUGAGUUCCUUUUCUUUAGCU